GCUCAAGAAUCUGUACUCUUCUGAAAAGUUCCAUUCCAUUGCUCAUCUUUCUCACUUUCGUCUUUUCUGUUCUCUCUCUUUUCCAUCACCUCCGCCACAGCAUAAGUCGUAGUUCAGACAAAGCGACGUCGUUUAACCCUACUCUUCUACUCACCACAGCAUCUAGCAGGUUGUUGGAAACAUGGCCAAACAUCAUCCUGAUUUGAUCAUGUGCCGUAAGCAGCCAGGAAUUGCUAUUGGCCGAUUGUGUGAGAAAUGUGACGGCAAGUGUGUGAUUUGCGACUCUUACGUGCGUCCAUGUACACUUGUCAGGGUCUGCGAUGAGUGCAACUACGGAUCAUUUCAAGGUCGAUGUGUCAUAUGUGGAGGAGUAGGAAUUUCGGAUGCUUACUACUGCAAGGAAUGCACACAGCAGGAGAAAGAUAGGGAUGGUUGCCCCAAAAUUGUUAACUUAGGGAGUGCCAAAACUGAUUUAUUCUAUGAACGGAAGAAGUAUGGUUUUAAGAAACGAUGAAAAGGGUGGAUUCAACAUUUUUAUUUCUGUUAAACUUUUUGAUCAAUUUGUGCCUUGAUCGGAUUUCUGCACCAUAGAACGAGACCUUGUGCAUGUAAACAUUAGUAUUGAGUACAAUUGUUGUUUGUUUA
Molecule: messenger RNA, 645 nt
Organism: Vicia villosa (hairy vetch)
Lineage: Eukaryota; Viridiplantae; Streptophyta; Magnoliopsida; Fabales; Fabaceae
Product: PHD finger-like domain-containing protein 5A
Exons: 2
Coding region: 182-514 (110 amino acids)
Biological process (GO): mRNA splicing, via spliceosome
Cellular component (GO): precatalytic spliceosome; U2 snRNP; catalytic step 2 spliceosome
Source: RefSeq, a predicted model, not a curated record